This is a messenger RNA of Neopsephotus bourkii (Bourke's parrot), 1382 nucleotides long. It is a transcript of the gene PRRX2, whose product is annotated as paired related homeobox 2. Bases 66 to 809 code for a protein of 247 amino acids. NCBI's taxonomy places the organism in Eukaryota, Metazoa, Chordata, Aves, Psittaciformes, Psittacidae. Gene Ontology annotation, biological process: regulation of DNA-templated transcription. The transcript has 4 exons. The record is from RefSeq and is a predicted model, not a curated record. Gene Ontology annotation, molecular function: DNA-binding transcription factor activity, RNA polymerase II-specific; DNA binding.
GGAGGGGAAGGGGGCCGGGAGCGGCCCGGCACCUCGGGGUGGGCUGCGGGCUGGGGGUGGGAGCCAUGGACUCGGCGCCAGCCUUCGCCAUGGACAAGCCGUUCGCCCCCAGCGCCGUGCGCGGCCCGGAGCCGCCCGAAAACGCUCAAAGCCGGAAAAACUUCAGCGUGAGCCACCUCCUCGACCUGGAGGAGGUAGCGGCCGGGAUGAACGGGACCCCUCCGGCCGGUCCCCCCCCCGCCGGUGGCGGCAAGGCCAUGCCGGAGCCGUCGGGAGGCAGCAGCGGCAGCGAGGCAGCGCCCCAGGACGGCGAGAGCCUGAGCCCGAGCCAUGGGGCAGCCAAGAGGAAGAAGAAGCAGAGGAGGAACCGCACCACCUUCAACAGCAGCCAGCUGCAGGCUCUGGAGAGGGUCUUUGAGAGGACGCACUACCCCGAUGCCUUCGUGCGGGAGGAGCUGGCGAGAAGGGUCAACCUCAGUGAGGCCAGAGUCCAGGUCUGGUUUCAGAACCGAAGGGCCAAGUUCCGCCGUAACGAGAGGGCGAUGCUGGCCAACAGAUCGGCAUCGCUCCUCAAAUCCUACAGCCAAGAAGCAGCCAUCGAGCAGCCCAUGGCACCACGGCCCACUGCACUGACCCCAGAGUAUCUGUCCUGGACCAGCUCCUCGCCAUACAGCACUGUGCCCUCCUACAGCUCCAGCGGGACCCCGACACCCACCCAAGGGGUGAACAUGGCCAACAGCAUCGCCAGCCUGCGCCUCAAAGCCAAAGAGUUCAGCCUCCAUCAGAACCAGGUGCCGACCGUGAACUGACCAGGGCAAAGCCCACCCAGUGGCCUCAUCCAGGAUACAGCGUGGAGCUCCUGUGCCGGUCCAGGACGAACCCAACCCACAUGCCACUCGUCCAACGUCUCAGCACCUCUUCUCUCCUCUUCUCUUCCCUUUUGAAGGUAGAGUCAGUCCCAGGCCGAAGUGGCACAUAAUUAUAGCCACAUAUGGAGCAAACUUGGUUAGAAACUUGCUUUCCGCACACCCUUAUAAUAAAGGCUAUAUAUACACACACAUACCCCCCACGCGCUCUUCGAGGACAAACAGACUUGCCAAGGGAACAAGAAUUUGCUUCCAAACAUGGAAGGAUCUUGGACUAUUGGAUUUGACCAAUUUGGGUAUCUUGCCCAGAGAGCCAAAGAGUUAUUGGGUCUUGUCCUCCCGCAGGGACAGUGUGCAGUGGUGGGAGGAUCAUGAACCCCCCUUUCCGCCAGGCUGCGACUCGUGAUGCUCAACCACACACGCCGAAGCUGACCCGUGCCUUUGCCUCUUUGUGCUUGGGAGAGACUUUGGGAAGCCAACAGCUCGUCCCUGCCUCAGCCAGCCCUUUGCAUCGUG